GACUUCUUGUUAUUUUACAGGUUUAUGAUGGAACUCACAUCUUUGCCUAAAUUCCUUUGGACAAGUGACAACAAACUUCUGCAUCACCAUUUUCCGGAUAUACUGGCUACUGUUCACACCGCACAAGACAUUCCCGAAGAAGCUGUUUUUGGCCCAUGCAUGCUGCAGAACACCCUGCUGGACACUGUAGCUUUUAUUGCCCUCAAGUGUUCUGACAGACGGACCAUCCACUACGUGUUUAAGGUAGAUGUCACAUCCAUGCACAGUCCUACAGGAAUGCCUUGGAUGAGGCUCGUACAAGCAGCUGCCAAUAGCAAGGAGCAGAACUUGGAAGCUUACUUAGAAAACAGUCAGUUAUAUUAUCGCUCUACCAGGAAAAUCAACAAAAAUGAGGAGCUGCUUGUCUGGUACGAUGAAGAGCUUUCCAGCCUCUUGGGUUUCAAUGAGAUAAAAGCUCAGAGUCCCCCGACUGAGCUGAGAUGCCAAGAAUGCAACCGCGUCUUUAAAAGUGAGCAUUCCUAUCUGUCCCACGUUCGCUUCCUGUGCACCCCAGAGAAGAGUGCCCUGCUAUGGAGGAACUUCCAGGCUGAAAAAGGCACCUUAGAGGAGCAGACCACAAAUUUCCACAGCCUGGCAAAGGAUCUAGAGGACAAAAUGACAGCUCACAAAGAUGAUGCCCAUGGUCUCACUGGAGAAAAGAGAGCAAAAUCAGAAGAGGCUGAGAACAACAGGAGCAGGAAAACAGUGUUGUUGGAGAAAACGAAUAAUCUGAGUGAGGAACAUAACUGUGGGGGCAAGGAAGAGGCUAGGGGAGAGCAUGCACCAGCUGGUUCUUUCUGGAAGUCGAGUUCAGGGAGGCAGUCAGCUAGGAAGGAGGCUUUCGAGCAGAAGCAGAGCGCUUUCACUGAAGUCAGGAGGAUGAAGGAGAAACUGAGGAAUGAGAGACCCAAAGAAUCAGACCAGGAGGAUGGCACAGUCCCCACUGGUAAGGAGCAGGUAUCUAAGGAAGCAUUACUGAACUCCUCUGGUAGUGCAUUCUCCUUUGUGUGGCCCACCAGAGGCCGAGGAGAGCAGAAGAGUGCUUUCAGCAAGCCCAGUAAAUGUCUAGCAGAAAGAGCGGCAAUAAAUUCUUCUCAUCCCAUGAGUGAGUCACCAAAGAGCCUGGGGGAGCUGUCUGGCUUCAUCGCCACCACAGACAUCAUGUGCUGCAGCACUCUUCUCAAUUCCAAGUUCUUUGUCAGUGAUUUGUGUAAUGCUCAGAUGCUGCAGACUAGCAUCAUUCGGGGCAAUGUUUUCCCAUAUACCUCAGAACCGUGGCCCAAACAAGCAGGACAGUUACAGAACACGACGACUACUUCUUCCUCCUCCUCCACCUCUUCCUCCUUGACUCUUCUUCCCCCCACCUUCACGUCCUUUGGAGUGGCUGCCCAGAACUGGUGUGCCAAAUGCAACCUGUCCUUUCGCAUGACUUCCGAUUUAGUUUUCCACAUGCGGUCACAUCACAAAAAAGAAUACUCCUCAACCGAAUCCCAGAGCAAGAGGAGACGGGAGGAGAAGCUCACGUGUCCCAUUUGUCAUGAGUACUUCCGAGAACGCCAUCAUUUAUCCCGGCACAUGACCUCUCACAAUUAGAGUUGUGCAGAUGGAUCUCACCAAGGGACUGGGCAGGCUGGGUAAAGAAGAGGGACAUCAUUCACUUGUAUCCAUUUCUUUUUUGUGUUUACAUUCAUUUCUCACAGAAAAUCACUGUUUACAGUAAUUUAUAAUAGAUGCUUUGCAAAAAAUAUAAAAUGUUUACAAAAGUCUGAGUGGGUUGUAAAUUUUGGAAACUCAGCCUGGCCCUUGUCAAUCUAUUUUUGAGGAAAUAAAAUAGUGAAAUGAAUGCACAUGCAGUAUUAAUUUGCAAACAAAGUUUGGGGACAAAGGUAUCAUUUUGCAGAUAAAGUUUGCUUUGCACAUAUUUGAUUUGCUGGUGUCUGCAGUACAAUGUAAAUACAGAGGUAGCAACCUCUUCACUGAAUGUGGAGUCUUUAAAUCUACAUGCUUGUAUGCUAAAAGAAAAGAAGUUACCAUUUUUAUCAGCAUUGGUGGCCUCUUACUCCUUUGUCCUAGCUGAAUCAGCUCUCCUACCAGGUUUGUGAGUCUGAAGAAAAGACUUGCAUCUCCCUGUUUCCUGGGCUUUGGAAGGCACUACUUAAAAUUAGUGAAAUUAGUGAAAUUAGUGAUCAUCAACAACUGACCAACACACAGCCAAAGGGGAUGUGACUUAGAAGUCUGAGCUCUGCUCAGAAGUCUGAGUCUGAGUUCUAGGCUCUGCCACUUUUGAAAUAACUUAUACAAAAUCAAAUCAGUCUGCAUCUGCAUCAAAAUGUGAGCUGUAGUCAAAUAAUCAUUUAAGGAAGGGAGCACAGACUCUUCCCAGAGGUGGGCUUGCAAGAUCUAUGUGACUUUGGUAAGCAUGCAGGUCUGAUAGGGGGAGGGUUUCACUUAUGGAUUUCAGUUUAUGUAUAUACUAAGGAAGACAGCUGGGGUGUCUAAGUUACUGCUAGCUACUGCUAGAUAGAACCUGCAUUCUGCAUUCUGGCUGGUAGGCUCUGUUCUGCUGACAGCUAGAAGAGGAAUGUCCUUCACAAAAUGACACAGAUGCUCAUGAAUUGCACUGGAUGAGACCAUUUCUCUCAUCUGGUUUCUACAUUGGCUAAUUCCAGAUGUUUUACAGAAGAUGCCAAAGUCUUUCUGUAGCCAGUCCAUAUGAGACAUUUUUCUGUUGCCUCCUUUGGUUUGUGCUCUGCUUAGUCUCAGAUGCAGAUGAGUUUAUAUUACUCGGGGGGGAAGAAAGAAAGCAGCAGCCCCGCCUGUUGUUACUGCAGCUCAUCUAAUUAGCCUUUCAUUACCUCUUAAAUCCACUUAGGGACUUACUUUUGAUAGUUUAUGACAACAUGUUCUUCAAGUCAGUCUUUGUCUCUCUUGUACGUUUUUUUUUUAAAGGUUGUCUCCUGGUUUUGUGGCCUGUCUCUGUGCCUCGUCUGCUAUUAUUCCCUUUCAGAUAAUGAUCAGAAAGUGUUGAUCUCACAGCUAGGAGUACCCCCGGGAUUUGUAUAGGAAGUUUUCCUUGAGUUCUCAUGAUGAUGCCUAGGUUGAUAAUGCAAGUAUCAGACAACAAAACAUCUGAGGGACAAAAGACGGCCCUAAAGUCUUAGGCUGUCAGUUGAGUUCAACAUAUUACCUUCACUGUCCCCUCCUGGGAGAUUUCUAUGAGUCAGGAAACUGUAUUCUUCCCAGUAUACUGCUGUUCAACGUUAAUAUGUGGCUGUUCCCUAUUAGCAUAAACAUUUGAAGUAUUGUAGGCCAACCACUAGCUGUGCACUCCAGCUUUGUUUCCCAACAUAAAGUGAUACAAUCUUUACUUUAUGCCCUUGAAUUCAGAAGACAUAAAUUGAGACUGCAGGUCUGGUUGGAUUGUAAUACAGCUUUCCAUGUCAGUGGUGGAAGCUCUUUCACCAGAGUCAUUAAAAACCAAAGGGAAGAAAAGCUUUCAAACAUGUAGCACAGGGAACAACCUUGCACUGAGUAGGAGAUUAUGUGGUUUCCUCCUAAUCUUUCAAUCUCUAUUUUGUGUCCAAUAACAGUUACUGUGUAAGGAAUAUAUUUAUGGCAAGGUUUUAGAGGCCAAAUUUCACUUCAUCUGGUUUUGUUUGAGUGCCAGCCAGUUUACUGUGAAGUCAGUGUCCAUAAAGUGUAAUGAAGGACCCCAUGGUGUAACUGCAUUCAUAUGCGGUUAGGGUUAUAGUUCCCAUUAGUAGUUUAAGCCAGAUUGUGAUCUCACUUAUUCCAGUGCAAAUCUAGAAUAAUUCCAUGUUGCUACUCCUGAUUUACAUCAGUGACUUUCAGAUCAGUCUUGCCCUGUAUAAAUAAGACUUAAUAUUGUUUGGUACCAUUGCUGCCAAAUAUUCUCCUCUUCGCUUACUAACAGAUACUGUGUUUUAUUAACACGGUAUGUUAGAAACUUCGGAGUUCUUCUGGAAAAAGACAGGAUCAGCUGUGUAAUGCUUCCCCAUCUUAUGUUGGUACAUCGCUUCAGCACUGCCUACUCCAAGGGCCUGUUUUUUUCAGUACGCUGCACGUAGGUCAGAAUGAAGCAGUACCAGACCUAACAGUUUGGUUAACUGUUAGGUUUCACCUAACAGUGAAACCUAAUGGUUUCACUGACUUUUGGUUGAUGUAAGUCAUCUUGAGAAAGUGUGGAAAAUUAGCCCCUGAUAAAAAGCUGCCAAAUCUUCAAAUGUUAUCCAGUCAUGCAUUAGACCUGCAUCCUUAGAGCGCUCGGAAGCGAUUGAACUUCAUUCUGCUUAUACCAUGAGGCUCAUGCAAGCAUUAAGACUGCAGGGAGAGGGAGCUUUCCUGUAUCUCAUGAAGCUCUAUUCUUUGGUGAAAAAAGUAAAGGAAAAAGAAAACUCUUAUCCAGCUUCUUUGUAGGCAUAUCUCAGCCACAACAUAUGUUGAUGAGAAAUAUCUAAAUAAGUGCCUUCUGUGCAUAGAAAGGCAAGAGAAUCAGUUAUGAAGAGUGCCAGAGCUGAUUUGAAAUUAAAAAAAAACCGAAGAGGAUAGGUUUUUAAUCAGCUUUCCUUCUGAUACCAUCCUCACCUCCUCCAGUUGCAGGAGAAGCACAGUUUGGUACUAGCAUGUAAAGACAGGGGUUUUCUUCUUGCAUACCAGAAACCCCACUGCAGGGAAGUGUGUGCUAUUCUGUCUUGCUCCUUUGCAGGUUGGCACAAAAAUUGAGUGAAAGCAAAUUGCUUUUUACACUGACGAUUAAAGUGUCUUGUGAAGUAAGACCUGUUUACAUACACAACUGUCCAAAAUCACAUUCUGUUGCAAGCUAUGCCUGUGUCAGCAUCAGAGCAAAAUAGCACAGAUGUCAACAGAACCAGAACCUGAUUCCCUAUGUGUAAAAUAUGCUUUUGUGCAAAGCCCCUUGUGGAGUCAGAAGGAUGUCUUUUAUGUGUUUCACAUUGAACUGAGUGUCUCAUCUAAGUCAGAUUACGUAAACCAUUGGGCUUAUCCAAGAAUUUUGGAGAUUUUAUUUCUUUAUAUGAAAAUAUUCAUAUUAACACUGAGUGAACCAAGGCAGCACAGGCAGAAGGAAGCCUAAUGAGACAAAUUAAAAGAAGCAUCCUUUAAUCAGGUCAUGCUGGAAGCUUUUUCCCUAUGUCUAGAAGUCUGAACAUUUAAAUUGGUGCAGGUGAAAGGAAAUCCUGCUGUAGGAAAGGCACUCCACUAGAGCAGGGGGUUCUUGAAGAAAUGCAGGGACUUGAGAAAUUCAUGAAGAUAGUCCUUCAGUCUCACUCACAGUGCAAUGCUGAGAUCUUACAGCAGGGAUCUGUGUGUUUAUUAUGGCUAGAGAUACUUUGAGGAAAAAAAGAGUGUUUUUCACUAAUUUCUUAGAUGUAGUCUGUGAGUCCCUACAGACUACUGCUUGAAAACUGAGCUAGGGCAGCUUUUGUGGUACGAUCAGAGGAGUCUGCAUUAGGAGCACUCUCUAGAGAGCAAGAACGCGCCAUUCUGUUGUGCAAAAAUGAACACUCUGCCUGUCAUUUCUUGUUCAGAGUCCUGUGAACUCUGAAACAAGACAGAUCAUACUGCUAGGAGUCCUGAUAUACUGAUUUCUUACUUCCUUUGAAAGGAACAUUAGCAGAAUUAACCAUUACGGAGUUAUUCUAGAUUGGAUGGUAGGAAAUGGUGCUACUACAAACUCUUGAAUGUCCAUCUCAGCUCUGGAACCAGAAGAGAGAAGAGUGGUGGUUUCAGUGUGUUUCCUGUUGUAUAAAAAGCUGGAAGGGCACUUCAGAAUUUACUUAGUCCAUUUCUAAGACAAGUUCUGUCUAACUUUCUAAUUUAAACCACAAGCCAUCUAUUUUCUAUAACUGAUUUUUGUUCAGAGUUUGAUGAUGUUCUAGCCUUUCACUGCAGUGUAAUUUUCUACACAGUUACUUUCUACUGAGGGAGUAUUACAGGAUUAUUGACAUCAAAUGGAGCCACCAGCAAAUGCAUUUUCUUUUCUUGUUUUCCCAACUAGAUUCCAAUCAUUAAACAUUUAUUGUUCAUAAGUACUUGUCAUAUUACUUUGGUGAAGAAAUGAUUUGUUAUUUGUACCCAUAUGGUAUAGUAUUUGGUCUCUGAAUGGAUGACUACACGUUUUAAAUGUUGCAUUUGAGAACCACUAUUGUUCGUACCUGACAGCACAACAGAUUGUGUUUAAGAAAAAAGAAGUAUAUCUGGAUCAUUUAGAUUAUUAAAGAAGC
Numida meleagris (helmeted guineafowl) is the source of this 6302-nucleotide messenger RNA. It is a transcript of the gene ZNF488, whose product is annotated as zinc finger protein 488. The record is from RefSeq and is a predicted model, not a curated record. Bases 25 to 1632 code for a protein of 535 amino acids. Gene Ontology annotation, molecular function: protein binding. Lineage: Eukaryota; Metazoa; Chordata; Aves; Galliformes; Numididae. Gene Ontology annotation, biological process: regulation of DNA-templated transcription. The transcript has 3 exons. Gene Ontology annotation, cellular component: nucleus.